Molecule: messenger RNA, 4084 nt
Organism: Ochlerotatus camptorhynchus
Lineage: Eukaryota; Metazoa; Arthropoda; Insecta; Diptera; Culicidae
Gene: IRSp53
Product: Insulin receptor substrate 53 kDa
Exons: 5
Coding region: 8-3334 (1108 amino acids)
Biological process (GO): plasma membrane organization; actin filament bundle assembly; actin crosslink formation
Cellular component (GO): nucleoplasm; cytosol
Molecular function (GO): protein binding
Source: RefSeq, a predicted model, not a curated record
CGCCCUGAUGAACAUCGUCGGAGUCUACAAAGAAAUCCAGGACCAGCACAUGAACAUUCUGAAAGCGUUCUACGUGGACCUGCUGGUACCGCUGGAGACGAACCUGGAGAAGGACACCAAGGUGGUCCAGUUUGAGCAGAAGAAAUUUCUCCAGCAGCACAAGCUCCGUUCGGACAGCUACACCAAAGCUGCGACCACUAUGAAGAAAUACCGCAAGAAGAGCUCCAAGACAUCGCCCAAGGACGCCGAGAAGGAGAUCAAGAGCAUCCAAAGCUUCGAGGAGGAGAAACACAAGCUGGACCAAUUCUGCGAACACAGCCUCAAGAACGCCAUGACCCAGGAACGCCGACGCUAUGGAUUCGUACUGGAACGGCAGUGCUCGCUGGCCAAGCACUGGAUGGCCUAUCAUCACUCUGGACACUUGAUCAUCGAAAAAUCGCUGGACAAUUGGAACGAAGUGGCCGCUACCCGUGAAUUCUUGCCACCGAACGUUGAGAACAUGUUCACCACGAAGCAACUGAAGGACAUGGAGGAUGAUGACGAUGAUGCCCAGUCGAUUGCUUCACAGCUGAGGAAGACCCGGUCGAUCGACGCUUCCUGUCUGGAUAUGCGAUCGCUGGGAGACGUCGUGAACAGUUCCAUGAUCCAGAUGCCACGUGCCAAAUCGGAGUUCAAUUUGAACAAUAGCAGCAACACCAGUACCCUGGUCGGUGGAAUGGGAGGCGGUCAAAGACACAUGAUGAACGUCUCCAUGGUCAGCCAGGAAACCAGUCAGUGGGAAAGACUGACGGUGAAGGCUCUGUAUGCGUACUUGUCCUCGGGGGAGAAUCAGCUGAGCUUCCUGGAGGGCGAUAAGAUCGCUCUGGUUGGCGACCGGGCCAAGGGAUGGCAGUUUGGUGAAAAUCUACGGACGCAGAAGUUUGGCUGGUUCCCGAUAGCGUACACGGAAAACGAACGUGAAGAGAAGGAGUGCAUCAGCGAAUGGGUCAAGGCUCCACCGAGUGAAAUUGAAGUUGACAACACACCGGAUUCGUCGCUGGAGAGCACCCUGGUGGAUGACCCCAUGCCAAUGCCGAAGGCCAACAACAACUCGUAUCACGACGAAGCCUCACCGACGCGGAUGUUCGGCGACACCAUCCAGUACCGGCAGUCGAAGCAGUUCCGUCGACUGUCCCGUGGUGAGAAGCCACCGAAGCCAGGACCUCCACCGCAGCUUCCGGCCCCCGUUCCGACACCGGUAGUGCCUAACUACAGCAAACCACAAGGGAUUCCGCAGUCCAGCAGCUUCUCCUCGUCCGGAGGGGCCCCGAUGGUCGAGAAGCGCAAGACCCCCUCGGCAACGAUGAACUUUAACAAACCGCAAUCGAGCAACAAGCCCAAGGUUUCACGAAAUGGAAUUGCCAGUGCCUCACUACAUAGCAGCAAUGACAGUGGAUUCUCCAACGAACUGCAACAGCAACCGGAGCCGGAACUCUACUCGGAUGACGAAACUGUGCACCGCGUUCCGAUUAGAUCGUCCCGUUCGGAGAAGAACCUCUCGUCGCCGCGUUCAACGGAUCGCGAGCUGAGUGAACACCGUUCGCCGCAUCCACGCUACGGCAGCGGUGAUCCGGACGAUGACGACGACAUCUACGGCACGAUUGUCCCACCUCGUCGGCAGCAUCAGAACAUGCGCCAGGCGAACAGUUUCGGCAACAUUGCCGAGAGCAACAGCGGAACGCUGGAGUAUGGCUAUCGCUCCCGAACCCGAAUGUCCGAGGGAAAUGCCAAUCAGAGCGAUUCGCAGAAGAUCAAGCGGACCAAGUCGUUUUGGAAGUUUUCAAAAUCGCAAGACCACAUCAUGGAGGGGAUGGCAAUGUGGAAGCAUAACGAUAUAAUUCCGACCGGUCGGGAGAAACGCGAGAUGGAGAAGAAGGAGGCCACUUUGAAGAGGAACAUGCGAAAGAAAGAACAGAUGGAGAAGCAGAAGCAGAAGGAGAUGCUCAUGGCGAAGGAAGCGGAGGACGCUAGGAAGAAGGAGAUCAUGAAAACCAUGGAGACCAGUACGCUGUUGAGGAAUCGCGAAAGGGAACGGGAGAAGGAAAGGGAGAGGGAGUGGGAACGGGAGAUGGAACGUGAACGAGAGUAUCGUGAGCGUGAUCUGGACCGAGAACAACUGCCGAGGCCACACAGUAUUGCGAUGAUCCCGGAACAGGCCAAGUUCCCGAUCACCAAAUCCGAUAUUGACAAGAGGAUUUCCAAGUUGGAUGAGAUGAAUCAGCAUCAACAUCAGCAGCAGCAACAGCAGCAGCAACAGCAGCAGCAACAACAACAGAAGAAGGUCAGUCAGUCGAAACAGGAAAGAGAACGGCAUGAUAGGAGCGACAGGCAGGACAGGAAUGAAAGGCCAGAAAGAAAUGAAAGGCAAGACAGAACUGACAAACAGGACCGGCAGGAUAGACACGAUAGGCAUGACAGACAUGAACGUCAGGAAAGACAUGACAAAGACCGCCGCGAUCAGGAAUCGAGCCGCAAACCGUCAAAGUCGACCAAGAACGAUUCGAACAACAACAGGAGCAGUUAUAAUGAUCGAUUGGAACAGGAAGAGCAGAUCUAUGGGGAUUCGAUGCAGGCAAAUGGUAAGGAAAAGUACAGAACUAAAGAGAGGGAGAGCAGCAAGAAUAGGAACAACGAUGCACUGAACAAGUAUUACCAGGAUCAGCACUUUGACGACUUUGCGAUCAUUCCGAGCGAUUCGAUCAUGAUUCAGGAUACGAGCUUCUACGAUGACGAUGGUAUGAUGGACGAUAUGAUGUUGAUGAAGACGGUUCGCCGGAAGGAGAUUCUGAAGCAAUACUACUCGAGCGGCACGGAUACGGAGCGGAACUCGUCGAGUUCGGAUCCGUACGACUGCAUCGUGGUGGAUGAUCAUCUGGUUUCCGCGGCAGAUAUGAUGAUGAGGAAAAAUCGAGACAGGAUGCGAGAGGGUAGAAAGUCCAACGGCGAUGCGAAUCGAAGCGAUUCGAAGAAGCAGCAGCAGGAGGAGAAGAUACCGUUUUCCACCUUCCGCGGGACGGCCGUUGACGAUGAAGAUGCAAUGAUGAUGAUGGAGGAGGAAAUGAUCGAAGAAUCAACGCGGGAUCGCCGGUCAAAACUGUCCAAGGCCAACAGUGCCGGGCCGAUUAUGGAUUCGAUGAAGUACGAAUCGGAACAGGAGUCGAGGAUCAGUGCCAAGGUGAACGCUAAUGGGAAUCAGAAGCGCAAGUCCACGAAAUCUAACGCCUCGGAUGGGAAAGCCUACGGUCCGUGGUACGAUCUGUGGGGCUCGGAGUCCACAAUGCAAAGUCAGAAGUGAACAGUAGCUUAGCCACAUAUGGAAGUGGAGGUUUUGUUCAAACGGUCGGAAAUAUUUGAGAUUCGUAAGAUCGAUACUAUGUUCGACCAUUUGGACAGAAUCUGCAAAAUUGCAAACAACAGAUUUUCAAAUGACAUUCCACAAACACACAUCCAAGCACGCUUUAAGCACUUUUAUGGCACAUAAGCACACAGACACGUUCAUAACCCGAGGUUUGUCAAUCUUUAUCGCUGGCGUAAAGAUUGAAGUUAAUCCCCAUUCAGCAAUAGAGUUUACCAGGACGAGCUUUUCUUCGCAGUCGCAGGAAUCGAAAGACAUUCAUUGAAUCGUACAAAGAGUUUCAUAUAAAUAGACACGGCUUGAUGCAGCAGACCUACAGAAAAGUGAAAAUCCACCUAUGAAGGAUACACACAAAUACAGCGCUCAAUUUUUACACAUUUUCUUAGUUAGAUCUUACCAGUUAUCGAUAAGUACUUUGUAGCUUUACACUGGAAUUUAAUUGUUAUUCUAUGUUGCACUUUCGAGAUGUUUUGAUUUAUACAUUAGAAUUUUCGAUUGCAAAUCGAUCGGCGGAAGUUUUGGUGCUCAAUAGUAUUUUCUAAACUAACUUUGAUCAAAAUCAAGUUUAACCGUUUUCCCUGUAUCGGUUGAGGAUUUCCCCUUUUGUCCCGUUUUUUUUUUUAAUUAAGUGUUAUUAAUCAGUAUCUAUCCGAGUUAGUCAGUAUUUUUAGAGCUACUUUCGAACGGGUU